Trachymyrmex cornetzi is the source of this 629-nucleotide messenger RNA. RefSeq names its product putative nuclease HARBI1. The record is from RefSeq and is a predicted model, not a curated record. NCBI's taxonomy places the organism in Eukaryota, Metazoa, Arthropoda, Insecta, Hymenoptera, Formicidae. The transcript has 3 exons. The coding region runs from base 4 to 597 and encodes 197 amino acids.
AAGAUGGAUAUGGCAUAUCGAAAUGCUGUUCAGCUUCACGUCGCCAAUCAAUUAGAAUACUUUUUGGAAUACAAUGAGAGGCCGCGAUUUCAAAUAAAUGAUGAUCCAUUUCAACUCUCAGAACGACAAUUCGUUAAACUCUUUCGAUUAAAAAAAGAUACUACAAUCAGACUGAUAAAUAUUGUAGAAGAACAUUCAGCAGUACCAUUACGAACUUCAGUUUUGAAUGCUACUGUACAGGUUUUAACUGCAUUACGUUUUUAUGCGUCUGGUAGCUAUCAAAAUUGCGUUGGAAGUAAUGUUCAUAUGCGUAUCAGUCAAACAUCAGUCAGCCGAUGCAUUCAUAACGUUACUAAUAUUCUGAACUUACCAGAAGUAUUUAACACAUGGGUGUACUUUCCUAAUAACAUACAGGAAUUACAAGAGAUACGUAACAAAUUUUGGAUAGAAAAGCGUUUUCCUGGAGCAAUUGGAUGUAUAGAUUGCACUCACAUUGCAAUAUUCCCACCUCCGAAAGGAGAUGCAAAUUAUCCUGAACAUAACUAUGUGAAUAGAAAAGGAUAUACAGUUGGACCAAUAAGUGUUAAAAUAUUUUGAUCUAUUUCUGUUAAGACUUGACUUGAGGCAGG